Molecule: messenger RNA, 2915 nt
Organism: Zalophus californianus (California sea lion)
Lineage: Eukaryota; Metazoa; Chordata; Mammalia; Carnivora; Otariidae
Gene: ZBTB49
Product: zinc finger and BTB domain containing 49
Exons: 8
Coding region: 157-2451 (764 amino acids)
Biological process (GO): regulation of transcription by RNA polymerase II
Cellular component (GO): nucleus
Molecular function (GO): DNA-binding transcription factor activity, RNA polymerase II-specific; protein binding; RNA polymerase II cis-regulatory region sequence-specific DNA binding
Source: RefSeq, a predicted model, not a curated record
GGAGGCGGAUCCGGCCGGCCGAGGGGGCGUUUUCGGGAUGGUUUGGCGGCCGCCGGAGCCCUGGAGCGAGCGGCGCUGAGGGCGGUGGCGGCGGCAGGUGAAGCAAGGCGGCGACGGGGCAGGAGCGGCCUCUGGGGGUCUCCUGGGUGGCUGAGCAUGGACCCAGUCGCUACUCACGGCUGCCAUCUUCUCCAGCAGCUGCACGAGCAGCGCAUUCAAGGCCUGCUUUGUGACUGCAUGUUGGUCGUGAAAGGAGUGUGCUUUAAAGCACAUAAGAAUGUUCUGGCAGCGUUCAGUCAGUAUUUUAGGAGCCUCUUUCAGAACUCUUCAGGCCAAAAAAGUGAUGUUUUUCACUUGGAUAUUAAAAAUGUAAGCGGCAUUGGGCAGAUCCUGGACUUCAUGUACACUUCUCACCUAGAUCUUAACCAGGAUAAUAUCCAAGUAAUGCUGGACAUAGCACAGUGUUUGCAAGUUCAAAACGUUCUGAAUCUGUGUCACACAUUUUUGAAGUCCGCCACUGUGGAACAGCCCCCAGGCGUGUCUUGUAACAGCGCGUUCUCCCUGCAGAGCACUGUGCCUGCUGACGCGCACUGUGCAGUAAGUGAAAACUACCCUCCUCAUUUGCUGCACGAGUGUCCUGCCGAGGUUCAGCAGGGUAAAGUUUUGGAUGAAUCACAUUCUCACGCUCCGCCGUCUGUUAAUCUCCAUCAGUCUGCAAGUGAGGCAUCCAAACAAGCACCCGACACAAUGGAUGGCACCUGCCCAGAGCUGCCUUUCAGACAGCCGAGUUACUACUACAAACUCAGAAACUUUUACAGCAGGCAGUGCUACAAACAGGCUGCGUGUCCCGGUCAUGAGAGGGCGAAUGAACAGCCCUUCGCUUCCAGCACAGCCGCGGACCUCGGCGCCGGCGACAGCCAGCCUUGCGCCGGCAGUCAUUCCGAAUGUGUCCUGGAGUCUUCAGAGCACUUGCCUUCCCACUUCUUGGCCCAGCCCUUGAGUGAAUCUGCCCCAGACCCUGACUCAGACAACCCGUGCCAGCCACCCAGCAGACAGAUGAGGCUCAAAAAGGCCAUUCACCUUAAGAAGCUAAAUUUCCUCAAGUCCCAGAAAUCUGCAGAGGAGCCAUCCGAAGGCAAGCCAGAAGACAGCUUAACGAAGAGGGUGGAGUGCGCUGGUACAAGCACUGCAGAGAAGGCCGCCGGCCACGGGGCUGAGGGAAGAGAGCGUGAAGAACUUGUCAGUUCUGAGCGUUUUAACUGCACUAACGAAAUGGAGAGGCCUGAAGAGCCUGCAGCGCUGGAGGACCCGUCCCAGAUGCUUCAGUCACAGAGACAGUACACAUGUGAAUUGUGUGGAAAACCUUUUAAACACCCAAGCAAUCUGGAGCUUCACAAACGGUCACAUACAGGUGAGAAACCUUUUGAAUGUAACAUUUGUGGGAAACAUUUCUCUCAGGCAGGUAACUUGCAGACUCACUUACGUCGGCAUUCUGGUGAAAAACCAUACAUCUGCGAAAUCUGUGGAAAGAGGUUUGCAGCGUCUGGUGAUGUCCAGCGUCAUAUCAUUAUUCACUCAGGAGAGAAGCCACACUUGUGUGACAUCUGUGGGCGAGGGUUCAGUAACUUCAGUAACUUGAAGGAGCACAAGAAGACACACACGGCCGAUAAAGUCUUCACCUGUGACGAAUGCGGCAAGUCCUUCAACAUGCAGAGGAAGCUGGUGAAGCACCGGAUUCGGCACACGGGAGAGCGGCCCUACAGCUGUUCUGCCUGUGGAAAGUGUUUUGGGGGAUCUGGCGACCUGCGCCGGCACGUGCGCACGCACACCGGGGAGAAGCCGUACACGUGUGAGAUCUGCAGCAAGUGCUUCACGCGCUCAGCGGUGCUGCGGCGGCACAAGAAGAUGCACUGCAGGCCCGACGGGGGCCAGGACGCGCUCGACGAGCUUGCUCAUGCCAUUGAGACCUCCGACCUGGAGAAGUCGCAGAGCUCGGAUUCCUUUUCCCAAGACGUGUCUGUGACUCUGAUGCCCGUGUCAGUCAAGCUUCCCGUGCACCCGGCCGAAGAUUCAGUGACAGAGUUUGAUGGCCACUCCGCCGGCUCCUACUGCAAGUUCCGGCCUGUGGUUCAGCCUCCCGCAGCUGCUGAGCCGGAGAAGCUCGGGCUGGACCCCAGCAAACUUGCCAAGCCUCCGAUGCAGCCGGCGCAGCCUCCGGCGUACACUUACCCAGACAUGGCUGCCGUGGCCAGCGAGCCGCCACUGCAGCCCGACGGCCUGUCCCUGGGCCGCUCAUCCCUGGCCGCGCUGGACAAUCACUGUGGUGAUGCGCUGGGCAGCCGUGGGCCCGCCACACCGUACAGGAACUCCGAGGGGCAGUUCUUCUCCAGCAUGACGCUCUGGGGGCUGGCCAUGAAGACGCUGCAGAAUGAAAACGAGCUGGACCAGUGAUGUCCAGCAGCAGCAUUUCCCAGCCUCAGAGCAUUUUUGAAGCCCAGCGGAGCGGCGUCCGUGCUUCCGGAGAGAGCGUUUUCUCCGUGGUGGCCCUUUCUCACUGGCCUGAGAAUAGUUUGACCAUUUCUGUGCUGGUGGUGACUGAUUACUGGAAGCUUCCGGAGCCGCAGGAUCGGGGAAGAAGGCCCGCAGGCUCCCCGUGCGCGCAGACGGGGGAGUGGAGGAGCGGACAGCCUGGGGAGCCAUCCCACUGACCUUCGCCGGCACCACGGCGCGCACACGUGGGGUCAGCUACUGUACGUCUCAGUCACAUUAAAGGGAGAAAGCUAUAUAUAGUAACACAAAUAUGUUUGCAUUUUUACAUGAUUGAAAUUUGUACUGGUUUGUAUUUUUAUUUACACAGAAAGUUUAUUUGUAUAUGAAACUCAUGCUAUAAUUUAAUUUGAAUAAAUGAAACUUGA